CUUUCAAGAUGGUAACAUUGGAUUUAUUCUGCUUGUGGAUAGGAGGCAAGACAAAUGGUCCUCCGUGAGAGCAUCACUACUACGAAUCACGGGAUCAUUCCCGGGAAAUCUUCAAUUGGUUCUCGUUCUUCGACCCUCAGGAAUCUUUCAAAGAGCUAUCUCUGACAUUGUCCUGAGAUUUAAUCGAGAUGAUUUUAAGCUAAAAGUACCUAUCAUAAUGCUGAAUUCAGUAACAGAAUUACACAGUCACAUUGACAAAACACAGCUAACCCAGGAACUUGGAGGUACACUGGAAUAUUCCCACAGUCAGUGGUUAUAUCAUCGGACGGGUAUUGAAAAUUUUGCUGUAAUGGUAAAAGAAACUGCACAAAUGCUACAGGCCUUUGGAACAGAGUUGGCUGAAACUGAUCUGCCAAAUGAUGUGACAACAACUUUGGGUCUUAUGACAACGCACACCCAAAAGCGAGAUAGGAUGAAGGAUGAUCUAAAUCAGGCACGCAGACAUGGCUCCACCCUCCUCUCCAGUAUCCAGGAACCAGUUGACACGAAUCCAGAUCAUAAAUUGAACGCAGAUGAGUUGGAUCAUCAGACCACCGUGGAAAGGUUGCUUGCUCAAUUGAAUGAAACUGAAAUAGCCUUUGAUGAAUUUUGGAAUAAGCACCAGCUGAAGCUCAAACAAUGCCUCCAAUUUCGACACUUUGAGCAAGAUUUCCGAGAG
This is a messenger RNA of Rhincodon typus (whale shark), 718 nucleotides long. RefSeq names its product guanine nucleotide exchange factor DBS-like. The transcript is spliced from 6 exons. Gene Ontology annotation, cellular component: cytoplasm; extrinsic component of membrane. Gene Ontology annotation, molecular function: guanyl-nucleotide exchange factor activity. Gene Ontology annotation, biological process: positive regulation of Rho protein signal transduction. The annotation marks the transcript as partial. NCBI's taxonomy places the organism in Eukaryota, Metazoa, Chordata, Chondrichthyes, Orectolobiformes, Rhincodontidae. The record is from RefSeq and is a predicted model, not a curated record.